AUGAGCUUUAACUCGGAAUGUAUACAAUUUUAUGCAUUAACUGCUGAGAAACUUUGUGUCGAUCUUAUUCUUGGUAUGGAUUUUAUGAUUGCUUUUCAUGCCAUUAUCGAUGUACAUUCUCAACAUUUCUCCAUUAAAAUUGCUAAUCAACGUAUUAUCAUUCCAGUUGAUGAUCCCUUACGUCGGCCACUCGUUCCAAUUCAUGCUGGUCAAUUUACUAUUAUUCCUCCUCAAUCAAGUGUCAACGUUAGGAUUUCGUCUCCUAUUUCUUCUUUAGCGGCUUAUUUUAUUCCAACAUCUACUUUUCUUGAACAUCCAUCUUUAUCAUCUUCCCAAACAACCAUCCAAAUUCAGCAUCAUUCUGCAUCUCUUCGUGUGUUUAAUCAAUCUUCUAUUCCACAACAAUUACCUCGGUAUUUUUGUUUCGGAUAUUUACUGAGUAAUCAAGUUCGACACCAAAAUUAUUUCGAUCAACUUGCCAUCCUUUGUCGUUGUCAAAAUGAAAAAAAGAAUCGUCAACUUUCAUCUGGCACUGUUCCUCCAGCUCAAACUCCUGCUGUAUUACCAUUACCGUGCAUGUCAAUUAUGCGUGCUGAUACUAUUCCAUUACCAACUCAUUUACAGCAGAAUAUGGAUUUACUAGUCAAACAUUUAGUUGAUCCACAUCAACAACAUCAACUCUCUUCCCUUCUCAUGCAAUAUUCGACACUUUUUGAUAAUUCACGUCAUAAUAUCUCUGAUAUUGUUAUCCAUAAUGUGUUCAAUACUGUCCCACAUACACCACCUGCGUCUCGUCCGCAUCGAAAUCCACAUACUCGUGAAGAAACUCAACGUCUUAUUGACGAAUUUCUGGCGGCUGGGCUUAUUCAAGAAUCCAAUUCUCCUUAUGCCGCUCCAGCUUUUAUUGUUCCUCGUAAGGAUAAUCGUCCUGGUCGUCUCGUGGUAGAUUAUCGUGCCUUAAAUAAAAUAACAAUUCCUGAUGCUAGUCCACUUCCACAUGGAGAAGAUUUAUUACAAGAAUUGGGCAAGGGUUAUCAAUACUUUAGUAAACUCGAUUUAAAAUCCGGUUAUCAUCAAUUUCGAAUACCACCUUCUGAUCGUGCUAAAACUGCUUUCGUUGUUUCUCAAGGUCAUUAUGAAUUUUUAGUUCUUUCAAUGGGUCCACAAAAUGCUCCAGCGGGUUUUCAAAAAACAAUGUGUCAGGUUAUGAAACCUGGUCGUGAAUUUUGUCAAGUUUUUCUCGAUGAUAUUAUACUUUUUUCACGAACAUUCGACGAACAUAUACGUCAUUUACAGUUGGCUCUUGGCACUUUGGCUGCUGCAAAACUCGUUCUUAAUGUUUCGAAAUGUGAAUUAGCAGUGGAAAAAGUUGUUGUUCUUGGUCAUACUAUAUCUGCAACAUCUAUUACACCUACAACUGAUGCUAUACAAGCUAUUUUAGAUUUACCCGAACCUCGUACUCUAAAACAAGCUAAUAAAUUUCUUGGUGGUCUUGCCUAUUAUCGCAAAUUUGUUCCACACUUUGCUGCUCUUGCUGAACCCAUACAUAAGGUUACUAAUUUAACUAAAGCUCGUCGCCAUCUGUUUCAAUGGACGAAUGAACAAUCCACUGCAUUUCAUGCUCUUAAACAAGUGCUUACCACUGCACCUCUUUUCCUUCGAUUUCCUGUUGAUGGUUUCCCUCUUCAAUUAGCUACUGAUGCUAGUGGUAUAGCAACUGGUGGUGUAUUAUUUCAAGAUAUUCAUGGUCAACGACAUAAUCUAUUUUAUCAUUCCAAGGUUCUCUCUCCUGUCGAACAAAAAUAUUCAGUUCCUGAAAAGGAAGCUUUAGCUAUUUUUCAUUGUCUUCAACGAAUGCGAACUCUUAUCCUUGGUCGAACUGUUUAUAUUUAUACUGAUCAUUGUCCCAUUUGUGGCAUGUUACGAAAACCUGUUAAUAAUCGUCGUAUUGAACGUGUGGCUAAUUUAAUUCAAGAAUAUCAAAUCGCUGAAAUGAAACAUGUUGACGGUAAAAACAACUGUCUCGCCGAUUAUCUUUCUCGUACUUUGACUGAUCCACUUUUUGACAUUCCAUAUGGUCUUGAAAGUAAACUUACAGUUGCGAACGCUUCCACUUCUUCUUCAUUUCAUCAGUUGGAUCAAAUUUCGGCUAUGACUCUUCGUCCUCGUCCAAAACAGAUUCAAAUAUCUACCCCUGUCGUUCCUGAUCUCGGCUCACCUUCUUCUGAUGCUGUUUCAAUUUGUUCAUCAGAAGCAUCUACUUUAGUGUCACCACCUUUUACUACUGCACCUUCACCAAAUUCUUUCGAUGUUUCUGCCUUACCACAUGAACAACAACGUGAUCCGGACCUUCAUCGUAUUUUUCAACAACUUACUGAUCGUACUGCUUCAUCUUCUUUAACUUCUUCGUUUAUCAUUAAAAAUAAUAUUCUUCAUAAACUUAUUUCUCGUACACCUACAUCUCCACGUAAAUUAGCUGUGCCUUAUCUACCAUCUUCGAUGGUCAAAUCUCUUCUGAUUGCAACACAUGAUGAUCCAUAUCAAGGUGGUCAUUUUUCUGUCGAUAAAAUGUUUGGGUCUACGAAAAUUGGUCGAAAGAAAAUUGGACGAACGAUAAUUGGUCGCCGACAAUUGCUCGAUACGAAAGUUGGUCGCUAUGAAAAUUAG
This is a messenger RNA of Rotaria sp. Silwood1, 2667 nucleotides long. The record is from the annotation of a GenBank genome assembly. Lineage: Eukaryota; Metazoa; Rotifera; Eurotatoria; Philodinida; Philodinidae.